AAAUACCGUUAAGUCCGUAGUGAAUGCGAGAUCAUAUAUUGAUGGGGCCUGCGGCUAAAUGUAGACUGUGUGGGGACGCAUUACUCUACACUCCGUCAAAAGUUGCCAAUUUAGGGGAACAUCUCUACUGCGGCCAUUCGAAGGCAAGCCUGACGAACUUUAGCAUUGAGCAUGCGACAAGCCUUUCGAACAGUAGUCUAGAUAGCUCCAUCACUAAGAGGAUGUAUAAAACUACAGUUGAAACCUGGAAACCUGGUAUAGCAGUUUUGACUUGUCCUUCAUGUGGGAAAACGGGACAUCCCAUCGUUCGCAAGCAACAAAAUAAAAUCACCCAUUCGUCUUUAGGCGCCAUCUGUUUGUUGGGCUGUUGGCCCUUAUGCUUUCUACCGUUCAUGUUAGGAGGCAGUAACACUAUGAACAUUCACUGUAAAUUUUGCGGUCAGUAUCUAGGAACUUUUGAUAGAAAAAGUGGACGUAUGCAGACUUUUGAUAAUAAUUGCCUUGAAACGAAGCCUCCAGUUAAUUCAUAUACUUGUGAUUGUGAUUGUAAAGACUAA
Photinus pyralis (common eastern firefly) is the source of this 557-nucleotide messenger RNA. RefSeq lists its product as uncharacterized. The record is from RefSeq and is a predicted model, not a curated record. Lineage: Eukaryota; Metazoa; Arthropoda; Insecta; Coleoptera; Lampyridae. The transcript has 5 exons. The coding region runs from base 24 to 557 and encodes 177 amino acids.